Molecule: messenger RNA, 1176 nt
Organism: Myxocyprinus asiaticus (Chinese sucker)
Lineage: Eukaryota; Metazoa; Chordata; Actinopteri; Cypriniformes; Catostomidae
Gene: malb
Product: mal, T cell differentiation protein b
Exons: 4
Coding region: 59-520 (153 amino acids)
Biological process (GO): myelination
Cellular component (GO): membrane
Molecular function (GO): structural constituent of myelin sheath
Source: RefSeq, a predicted model, not a curated record
CUACUUCGACCCUGUCCAAGUUUUUUGGAGACCUGUAUUUCCUUAAGUACCACACACAAUGGCUUCUUCAGUGACUGGUAGCGUGCUACCCAGUGGCAGCAAAGUUUUUACCACCAUACCUGAUUUUCUCUUCAUUCCAGAGUUUGUGUUUGGUGGAUUGGUGUGGACCCUGGUGGCCUCCACCCAUGUGGUCCCAGCAAAUCCUCUGGGCUGGGUCAUGUUUGUGUCCAUUUUCUGCUUUCUCAUCACCACUUUCUGGUUCUUCAUUUUCAUCACUGGUAAAAACCAGAGCAGCAUAUGGCCUGGCCUGGAUGCUGGAUAUCAUGCCUUUGCUGCAUUCUUUUACUUGAGUGCUGCCGUUCUUCUGGCUUAUAUCACCAUCUUUUUGAAUGCUUUACCUUACACUGAUGUCCUCAAAAUGUACAAGCUGGACAUUGCUGCUGUGGUUAUGGCCUUUGUUACCACAUUGCUGUACUUCAUUCAUGCAGUUCUCUCUUCUCUACGAUGGAAGUCCUCUUGAAAAACAAAGUCAAAGGAGAGAAACACUCAUUCAACAGAAAAUCCAAUUUAGCCCCAGAUAAACCAAACAAGAAACCAACCACAUGACAAUGAUCACAUAAUUAAUAUAAAUCCCUCACCUAAACCAGACCUCUAACUAACCAUCUGGAUAUCAGGGACAAACCAACCACCAAAUCAAACCAAACCAACCUUCAAGCAGCCCAAAGGAUAUCAGGGACAGAUAUCCCUAUCCUAUCUUAAAUAACCAACAGAAUAUCAGGAAGAAACCUUCUACCUAACCAACCACAAAUUACAUUUGAGGAGGUGAUCAUUAUCAAACUAGGAGGAGAAAUAGGUUUGAGAUGACUAUCAAAACAAGCCAAUGUAAAAACAAAGCAAAAAUAAAAACCAAACAAUGUUCAUCUAGGGCCAAAUCUAUCAAAAGAUCCAUAGGCCUAUUCUGAAUUAGAUUAAGAAUUAAACUCUGGAGAGGGCUUUUGAAGGGAUUAUAUUGUGUCAACACCUCUAACAUAGUGGUUAUUUAAAGUCUUUAAAUGGCUUUUAGGUGUGUUUGGGCUGUCAAAGCAAUUAAACCAUAUUGUAUUGUAUUGAAAUCAUCUGUGUGUUGUUUUAGAAAUAAAUCUAUUUGAUAUAUACUGUAUUUCUGAGAAGUAUUUG